GCGGAGGAACCAUGCGAGGUGCAGAGAGCGGCGGCGAGGGUCGCCUCGGGAGACCGUUUGUGAGCAGGACUUCUGACAUCCCCACCACUUCCCUCCGGGGCAUUUGAUCCCCCCAUGGCCACCUCUACUAACAACAUCAUCGUGCUGGAUGAUGAUGAUGAUGAAGAUGAAGCCGCUGCCCAGCCAGGGCCUUCCCACCCACCCCCCAGUCCCGCCUCCUUCAGGGCAGAGGCCCCUGGUUCCUCUCAGCCCCCAGGAGGGGCUGGAGGAAGCACUAGCUCCGGCAGCAAGAAAUGCUUCAAGUUGGAGAAUAAGAAGCUCUUCGACGAGUUCCUUGAACUGUGUAAGUCGCAGACCUCGGACCACCCUGAGGUGGUCCCCUUCCUCUCUAACCGACACCAGCGCACCCACCCUCUGUUCUUGGCUUCAGCGGAGUUCUGCAACGUCCUUACUCGGGCCCUGUCCCGGGCCCAGAGCCGACCAGCUAAGCUUUAUGUCUACAUUAACGAUCUCUGCACUAUUCUUAAGGCCAACUCCAUCAAGAAAAAGAUGAAUCCGGCUCCGGCUUCCACGGCCGCUAGUGAGCCCUCUGGGAGCUCCCAGCCCCCCGCAGACCCUCCCUUGGACCCUGCCCCCAGUGCAGAGAACUCUGCCCCAGAGGUGCCAAGGCCCCGGGGUUCCCGGCGGCAGAUCCAGCGCUUGGAGCAGCUGCUGGCGCUCUAUGUGGCCGAGAUCCGGCGGCUGCAGGAGAAAGAGUUGGAUCUCUCCGAGUUAGACAACCCGGACUCCACGUACAUGCAGGAGGAUAGGCUGAAGCGGAAGCUGAUCCGCCUCUUCGGGCGGCUGUGCGAGCUGAAGCAGUGCUCCUUGCUCACGGGCCGGGUCAUCGAGCAGCGCAUCCCUUACCGGGGUACCCGCUACCCCGAGGUUAACCGGUGCAUCGAGCGGCUCAUCAACAAACCGGGACUCGAUGCUUUCCCUGAUUAUGGAGAUGUGCUGCAGGCAGUGCAGAAGGCCGCGACCCGGCACAGCCUGGGCCUCCCUCGACAGCAGCUCCAGCUCUUGGCCCAGGAUGCCUUCCGAGAUGUGGGCGUCCGGUUACAAGAGCGUCGCCACCUCGAUCUCAUCUAUAACUUCGGCUGUCACCUCACGGAUGACUAUAGGCCAGGUGUUGACCCAGCACUUUCAGACCCUGGCCUCGCUCGGCGCCUGAGGGAAAACAGGAGCUUGGCUAUGAGCAGGCUAGAUGAGGUCAUCUCCAAAUACGCGAGGAUGCAAGACCAGAGUGAAGAGGGCGAGAGGCAGAGAAGAGCCCGGCCCCCUCAGGCUGCCUCUUCCCACGCUGAGGAUCCCCCCAGUGCCUCCUUGGAAUCUGGUGAGGGUCCUAGUGGAAUGGCAGCCCAGGAGUGUCUUACCAAGACUGAGACAGAUGAUGAAGACGACGAUGAGAGUGAGGAGGAGGAAGAGGAGGAAGAGGAAGAGGUCACAGAUUCCGAAGAGGAUCUGGAACAGAUACCUGAAGGUCCAGGAGACAUUGAAGUGGAUGAGGAGGAAGAAGAGGAAGGAGAAACAGGUCAGGAUGGAGACAAGAACUCCUCGUCCCCACUACAGGUCUUCAUCGAGGAAAAACUGGAACCUAGUAAAGGAGUUGGCAAGUCAUCCGAGGUGCAGCAAGAUAAAGAAAUUAGAAUGUCUCCAUCUUUGCUGUCAGGAAAGCCCCCUGGCCUCUCCGGCCCAGAUGCUGAGAACAAUGGUGGGCAUCCAGGGGAGCUGUGCCCCACCGAGGAGAGCCCUAUGUCCCAGGUCUUUGAGCUGGAGAUUGAAGCCGUGCCCUUGGAUGCCACCCCAUCCCCUGAGGAGAAGGACAUUUCCUCUUCCAAAAAGCAAUCUGAGGAGCCCCUCAACACUGUCUUGGAGAAUGGCGCAGCCCUGGUCACCUAUACUCCCUUUAAUGGAGGUGUUUCUCAAACCUGGAGAGACUCCAGCCCCCCUUGCAAGAAAUCUCGGAGGGAGAAGCAGACAGAAGCAAGGCCUUUAGGAAAUAGCUAUGUGGAGAGGCAAAGGCCAGUGCAUGAGAAUGGAAAGAAGAUCUGUGUCCUCCCCAGCUCCCCUCCUGGGGCUUCCUUGGCCUCGAUCGCAGAUUCCUCCACGAGGGUGGACUCUCCUAGUCAUGGCCUGGUGACCAGCUCUGUUUGCAAUCCAGCUCCAGCCCAAUUUCCUCACACUCCCCAAUCACAGGCCUCUCAGUCUUGUAUUUACAAGACUAGUGUGGCCACACAGUGUGAUCCAGAAGAGAUCAUCGUGCUCUCGGACUCUGAUUAGCUGCUGCCUUUCCUCAAUUCCCUGCCUCAGGAAUGUUUUGGGACAGUAUUUAGAGGACGGUGGGACGCCAAUGACUGAGGAGAGGAAGAACUGAGCUCAUCUCUCUAGUGUUUCUUUUAAAAGAAAAAAAAGUUGAAUUUU
This is a messenger RNA of Suncus etruscus (white-toothed pygmy shrew), 2463 nucleotides long. RefSeq names its product death domain associated protein (gene DAXX). The record is from RefSeq and is a predicted model, not a curated record. Gene Ontology annotation, molecular function: histone binding. Bases 115 to 2322 code for a protein of 735 amino acids. Lineage: Eukaryota; Metazoa; Chordata; Mammalia; Eulipotyphla; Soricidae. The transcript has 8 exons.